This is a messenger RNA of Menidia menidia (Atlantic silverside), 681 nucleotides long. Lineage: Eukaryota; Metazoa; Chordata; Actinopteri; Atheriniformes; Atherinopsidae. The record is from the annotation of a GenBank genome assembly.
AUGUUCAGCCUCUUUGCUCACAGGAUUUCUCUGAUAGUGAUCUUUUCGCUGAUAUUUUGCAUCACAGGAAAGCCCUGGAAUAAACCUCCAGACAAGGCAUUCCAGAAAACUGUUUUGUCAAUAGAUGACCAAGGAAAGUUGUCCUGGGAAGUAGCGGUGGAGGCCCCAGAGGACACCGACAAAACUCAAUUUGUGUUCGACCCCAGCGGGGAGAUGUGGAAGACAAUGGCAGGUUAUGGACAGCCCCUAAAGGCUGAGGAAGACUUGGACGAGCUGUAUCAUCCCUCACUGGCUGAUCUCCAAGUUCAAAUUCAAAAUCUGGACCCUGCCUCCGACUUCCUAGGAGAGCUGCCAAGCGACAAUGCAAACAUGCCGUACAGGCAGGAACCAGAAGAAGAUAGAGAUGAGAUUGACCACCCUGUUUUCAAAGAUGUGGCUGGAUAUUUGAUCCCACUUGUGGCUGAAAACAUAGCUGAAACAGAUCAGCUGGAGAAGGAUGAGGACCACAUUUCACCUGUGGCGACUGAGCUGGAGCCAGAGGAGGACCUGGAUGAGCUCUACCACAAAGAACUCCCUGCGCCAGCCCUUCACCAAGAAGAGCCGAACGCUGCCGCCGUUGUGCCGUUUCAGGGGAAGUACAGUGAGCCAGAGGAAGAUAUGGAUGACCUCUACCACCAGUAA